Messenger RNA from Ramularia collo-cygni, 276 nucleotides. RefSeq lists its product as uncharacterized. The record is from RefSeq and is a predicted model, not a curated record. Lineage: Eukaryota; Fungi; Ascomycota; Dothideomycetes; Mycosphaerellales; Mycosphaerellaceae. Bases 1 to 276 code for a protein of 91 amino acids. The transcript has 2 exons.
AUGGCGAAGGACACAAUAACAGUGGUUUAUCGUUAUCUGGCGUUGCUCAUUACGAAGCGCAGAGACGGUUUCAUCUCGGACGAGGCCGACUUUAGCAGAUCGUACAAGCCGAGAUGGCAUAUGGUUUUCUCCCGGCAAUGUCCCGUGAUGUUCAUGUCUUACUCUCACGUGGGCUAUUUGGUGAUGGCUGGCGUUUUGGGGUUGAUCUUCAUCCUUUGUUCCGUUUGGAUCUAUUACUAUGUCCAGCUGGAUGGCCAGGCGAUGAUUCAGAACUAG